GUCAUUGAGUAGGACGCCCACGAGAGCAACACACGAACAGGCGGGCAGGAGUCGGCGUCCCCUGGUUCCUUCUGGGUCGGCUGUCGUGGUGGAAAAAGUGGCGCCCCCGCGGCCAGCAGCGGCCGGGGGCUUGAGCGGUGAGUCUCCAACUGCAUCACACCCAGGAAGCUUACUUGGAUGUUUAAGAUCUCUGUUAGAUUCAUGGUCUGGGGACGGGGGGUCUCCGACACAGUUUGAGAAAGUGUGGGUUGCGGACGGCGGUCGGGCAGCAGGGGUUAAGGCCGCAGCGUCAGCGGAGCCGAAAGGGGGUGAGGGCGCCGCGGGGACGGGUCAAGGAGCGACGGGUGACGUGGGUGAGCAUGUCGUUCUCUGCGGGGAAGUAACAUAUGCGGCACGGCAAAAUGUGCAUGUGUCUUUUGCGGGACCGCUAGGGUGCCACUUAAAGGUGGAGGUUAAGGAGAAAAUUUGGAAAGGGGAGUUCGUGGAAAUAUUUUCCCUGCUUCCCCUGGAGGAAUUUUUAGACUUGAAAGAAGAGGAUAAAAAGGAUGCGAAAAAGGAAGAGGAGGAAAAGAGGCGGAGGUAUCGGAAAAUACCAAAGUCUUUUGGGAACUGGUUGAGGGCCUUUUGUAUUUUGGCGAGCGUGAUCGGGGAAAAACACCCGGAUCGAUGUUCGCAGCUUUUUUGUUAUUUAGACGGGAUAGGGGACGCAUAUCGGACCUAUGGGGGUUUAGCAUGGUGGAAAUAUGACGAACAAUUUCGUCAGCGAUUGGCGGCAAAUCCGCCCAUGCGGUGGGACCAGAUGGACUUGCCUUUGUGGAUGAGGCUGAUGAUGGCACAGAAAAGUGCCCCCUUUCUCGGAGCGGCCGGCACGGGCUCAGGUAACGUGUCGGCAGGUCAGAAGAAAGGUUUCUGCUGGCUCUACAAUGAGGGCCAAUGCAAGUGGGGUGCAUCUUGCAGAUUUAAGCACGAGUGCUCCGGUUGCGGGGGUAAUCACGGAGUUUCCAGGUGCUUCCGAAAAGGUAAGCCGAACUUGGGAGGAGGGGUUGUCGGCACAUCAACAGCUGCGGCUGCAGCUGGGAGCGUCGCCGGUGAAGGUAAGCGCGAUGCUGCCUUGGUUAAAACUAUACGAUAAUCAGGAGGUGGCAAAGUUUUUACGGCUGGGUUUUACAGAGGGUUUCAGGAUUCCGUUUCAAGAAAGGGCUGCGGGUGGGUUAUGUAAAAACCUUCGGUCAGUGGGGGAACAUCCGAGCAUAGCUCGGGAAAAGUUAUGUAAGGAAGAGCAAUUAGGGAGGAUGGCGGGACCAUUCGCUUCCCCGCCGAUGGUUGGUUUGCGGGUGUCUCCACUUGGGGUAGUCCCCAAGAAGGAGGCGGGUAAAUUUCGUAUGAUCCAUCAUUUAUCGUACCCACAAGGUACAUCGGUUAAUGAUGAUAUCGACGAGGCCCUGUGUUCUGUUUCCUACACAUCAUUUGACAAGGCUGUCGAGUUGGUUAGGAGAGCGGGACAAGGGGCUCUAAUGGCGAAAUUGGAUGUGGAGGCAGCUUUCCGGCUGCUUCCCAUACACCCGGAUUGUCAUCACUUAUUGGGGUGCUAUUUCGAUGGGGGGUAUUUUGUGGACUUAUGCUUGCCUAUGGGUUGUGCCAUCUCGUGUGCUUACUUCGAGAGGUUUAGCACCUUUUUGGAGUGGGUCGUACGACGGGAAUCGGCUGGGGGUGCUGUGGUGCACUACCUUGACGAUUUCUUAUGCGUUGGCCCACCACGCACGGAGCGCUGUAGCCAGGUGUUGAGGACCUUCCAGUGGGUGGCGCACACAUUUGGGGUGCCGUUAGCAGAGGACAAAACGGUGGGGCCCACUACGUGCCUCAGCUUCCUGGGUUUGGAGAUCGACUCGGUACGGAGGGAGUGCAGGUUGCCCGGGGACAAAUUACAGGCCCUUCAGCGGCUAGUGGACACGGUUGGUAGGGCGAGGAAGGUCACUUUGCGCGAACUUCAAUCGUUGAUAGGGAGCCUGAAUUUUGCGUGCCGAGUGAUCCCUAUGGGGAGGGUCUUUUGCAGACGACUGGCGCGGGCGACAAGCGGGGUGAGAAAACCGUCACAUUAUAUUAGGGUGUCUGUGGACAUGAGAGAGGACUUGGAGGUAUGGGCUAGGUUUUUGAGGGAGUUUAACGGGAAGGUGUUUUUUCGGGAGCCGUUGGGAACCUCCACGGCCGUGGGUUUGUUUACGGAUGCAUCAGGCAGCAUCGGUUUUGGGGCGUACCUAGCGGGUAAAUGGUGCGCGGAGGGGUGGCCGGAGGCAUGGAAAGCGAGCCCCUUGAUUAGGAACUUGGCUUUUUUGGAGUUUUUCCCGGUUGUUGUGGCAGUGGCGUUAUGGGGUCCGGAGUUAGCCAAUAAGAGGGUGGUGUUCAAUUCGGAUAACAUGGCAGUGGUGCAGGCUAUCAACGGAUUAUCGGCUUCUUCAUGGCCAGUGGUACGGUUGUUGAGGCAAUUGGUUCUCUUGUGCAUGUCUUUUAAUAUUGUGUUUCGCGCUCGGCAUAUACCGGGGCUUACCAAUGUUGUCGCUGACGCGCUGUCUCGCCUACAGUGGGAGCGUUUUCGGGAGGCGGCGCCGGAGGCGGAAGAGGAGGGUCACGCCUGUCCGGCGGAGAUGUGGGAACUCGGGACGUCUUGCUUGGGGAGUACAUAAAGAAGUCUCUGGCGCCUGGAACUUGGUUCUCCUAUGUUAAGGUCUGGCAAGUGUGGGAAGACACGAUACAGCAGGUAGGGGUGACGGGCCCUGGGAGCAAUCGGCUGGACAUACUGUUAUGGAUCCUAUGCCGGUUGUUCGCAAAGCAAGCGUCGCCAUCAAUGGUUGAUAGGUACAUGUCAGCGUUGGCGUUUUUGUUUAAGUUUAAUGGAUGGGAGGAUGUGACGAAGCAUUUUAUAGUGAGGCAAACGGUUCGGGGAUACAGGAAAGGUAAGAAAACGAAGGAUACGAGAAGACCAGUCUCCUUCACAGUGUUACAGGGGUUAGUGAACAAACUACCGGAGAUAUGUUUUUCUGUGUUUGAAGUGGCGUUAUUUACAGUGGCUUUUCGUGGGCCUUUUUUGGGGCGUUUCGGAUUGGUGAGUUGCUUAGUGCCAACAAGAAAGGGGUUGGUGGGCUUAGGUUGGAAGAUGUGACGGUUAGUAGGGACAGGGUAUUGAUUCACCUGAUUCAAUCAAAGACGGAUGUAUUUGGUAAAGGUGCCAUGGUCACGUUGUUUGGUUUACCAGGGUCGGGGUUGUGUCCGGUGGCGAGUGGGGCCGGGUUUUUGGAACUACGCCCGAUAGGGAGCGGUUGUUUCUUCAUACAUGCCGACGGCACGGCACUGUCGCGCUUCCAAUUUGUGCGGGUUUUCCGUUUGGGAUUACAGAAGUUGGGUCUGGAGCCCAUGCAGUUUGGAACACAUUCAUUCCGAAUAGGCGCGGCGACAGAAGCGGCUCGCUUGGGUUUAGGGGAUGAGCGGAUUAGACGAAUUGGGAGAUGGGAAUCUCUCAGGUUUCGCUCUUAUGUACGGCCAGAUAGGCUGGUGUGAAGGGGUGGUUGAUUGUGGGUGUUUGGGAUGUGCUGGUGAUGUUUCCUCAAUGUUAUGUUUUAUUUUAGGUUGGACGGUGUGGAUAAUUGGCCAUUCGUAUAUCCAUUGGGCAAGGAGGAGGGCCGCAGUUAGAAGACAUGGAACACAGCUGGGCUUUCCUGAGGAUCGGGUGGCGUUAUUCUGGUUCGGUUAUCGGGGGUUUGACUGGCAGCACAUUAUUACGGUAUUGUUUCGGAAGGUAGCGGAGGAGCCCUUGCCGAACGUGGUGGUAAUUCACGGGGGGGGAAACGACUUGGGUCUGGUCCCCCAACGUGAACUGGUUAAGUGUAUGAAGCAGGACGUUGACAGACUAAGGGGGCUUGUCCCUGGCGUGAAAGUGGUAUGGUCGGAGAUGGUACCUCGUUUAUGCUGGAGAUACGCCAGGGAUGAGAAGGCAGUUUCUCGAUGUCGGGGUAAAGUGAACAGGACCAUGGCGGUGUUCAUUCGAAGGUUAGGAGGCGUGGUGGUGAGGCAUCGGGAGUUGGAGGAGAGAUUACCGGGUUACUUUCGUGAUGACGGGGUGCACUUAUCGGAUGUUGGUUAUGACCUUUUUAAUUUAGGUUUGCAAGACGGGAUAGCGCAAGCCCUGUUUUUGUGUGGUGGGGGUCGCACAUGUCCUUAAGGGGUCAAGGCAAGUGCUGUGGCGGAAAAGGUCUUGGUUAAACUGGAAUUUUGGUGGGUUAAGAAAUUGGUAGGCCAAGGUCUAGGCUGGAGUAGGCCGGAAGUCAAAAGUAUGGAGGUAGGUUCGAGCCCGUCGGUGGCUACGAACCAAGGGGUGUAGGGGUGUCUGGGUACACCCCUGCAGUUAGACAAAUGGAGGUGGGGCCUCUUGGUAGGCCGUUGAGUUAUGUGUAUGUAUUAUUGGUUAUGCUAAUGUUUGUUUUGGUAGGGUCAUUGUCGGGGGUAUGAUAUAGGAAAAGAGCCUAACGAAGGAGUACUGUUGACAAUGACCCUAAAUUGUUAAUUUAUAUAUUGAUAUUAAUUAAUAAAGCUGUGGACUUUAUACUCCAACAGAAUUUUCGGUGUCUGCGUGUUAUUAAAGUAUGGUUGGCACAUGCCGAAUAACGACUGUGCAAUAAUGUCAUGAAACCACGGAGCAACGCAGGGAGGAGUGGGCCUUGACAGAGCCAGGAGUAGGCAGGGUGAAGUUCAGGUCAAGAGGCUGUCCUGUGAUUGUGCUGGGGGGCGUGGGUUAGAAGGGAAGUUUAAAUAGCGGCCAUUUUAGGGUAAGUUCAUUCUAACUUGAGCCUUUCUUACCUGUAAAUUGUCCCUCCCACCCACCCUAUGAGUUAGUAGUAGUUCCCGUUUGGUCACAGCGGCGGGAAAAGGUCUUGGUUAAACUGGAAUUUUGGUGGGUUAAGAAAUUGGUAGGCCAAGGUCUAGGCUGGAGUAGGCCGGAAGUCAAAAGUAUGGAGGUAGGUUCGAGCCCGUCGGUGGCUACGAACCAAGGGGUGUAGGGGUGUCUGGGUACACCCCUGCAGUUAAACAAAUGGAGGUGGGGCCUCUUGGUAGGCUGUUGAGUUAUGUGUAUGUAUUAUUGGUUAUGCUAAUGUUUGUUUUGGUAGGGUCAUUGUCGGGG
Pelobates cultripes (western spadefoot toad) is the source of this 5170-nucleotide messenger RNA. The record is from the annotation of a GenBank genome assembly. Lineage: Eukaryota; Metazoa; Chordata; Amphibia; Anura; Pelobatidae.